Messenger RNA from Rhincodon typus (whale shark), 2538 nucleotides. RefSeq lists its product as uncharacterized. The transcript is spliced from 7 exons. Gene Ontology annotation, molecular function: mRNA binding; histone pre-mRNA stem-loop binding. The record is from RefSeq and is a predicted model, not a curated record. Lineage: Eukaryota; Metazoa; Chordata; Chondrichthyes; Orectolobiformes; Rhincodontidae. Bases 71 to 856 code for a protein of 261 amino acids. Gene Ontology annotation, cellular component: histone pre-mRNA 3'end processing complex; cytoplasm. Gene Ontology annotation, biological process: mRNA transport; mRNA 3'-end processing by stem-loop binding and cleavage.
GCAGUAUUUAAAAGCUGCACCUGUCUCUUAAUGUGAAUAGUAAAGGAGAGAGGGGUGGAAAAAUAAAAUAAUGCAGACUAGCUUUUAUAGUCACAAGUCACGUACAAACAGGGAAGCCGGAAAUACAAAUGCUCACGUUCCAUGGUUGGACUUUGGAAAUGUGGGUGCAGCAGCAAUUCCAAAUGUUGACUCACUACUUUGGGCAGUGAAAAGGGCUGAUGCCUGUAUACCUACAACAGCCAGCAUUGGAGUGGGUACAGAAUCAGAGCCUAACAGAGCAUGGGCUUGGGAGAAAAGAAACUACAGGCAUUGGAGUGUAUCUGCACCAGCUUCUGACUCUCCAGCUGAAUGCUGGAAACAAUCUGAAAUUGAAACAGAUGAAACAGUGUUGAGGAGGCGACAAAAGCAGAUAGAUUAUGGAAAGAACACCCCUGCCUAUCCGAGAUACCAGCAAGAAGUCCCAAAGAGACUCCGAGUGCCAGGAAUACACCCCCAAACUCCCAACAAGUACAAGAAAUAUAGCCGCCGCUCCUGGGAUAAGCAGAUUCGGCUGUGGAGGAAGGCACUCCAUGCUUGGGAUCCACCAUAUGAGCAGGAAGAUGGCCUGAAGUCAAUAAGUGGGAUAGGUAUUUGGUCUCCUCUACAUGGAAUGGACAAAGCAAAGAGGCCCCUGGAGCAAUGGUUUGGUCCCCUGUGCUACACCAAUGUGACUACAAGCAAUUCUUCAUUGAUGCCUGAUGAUCAGAGUCCCUUUCCAUCUCGUCCUUUUGACUUCUCCCUAAAUGGAGAUGAGGACCCCUUUGAAUUACUCAGGUAUCUAAGGAAAGGUCACAGUACUAACUGGACACAGUGGUAAUGAACAUUUCAACACAUCUUCCUGGCACUUCAAUCCAGAGUAUAGAGGAAGCAUUCUUAUAAAUAGAGCAAGAGGAUGGCUAUAUUUUUGAUCUGUGGAUUUUGUAUUGGAUUAUUUAAUGAACUUUUUAAAAAUUCAGCAGUUUUUCUAAACUUCAAUUAUCUUUAAAAAAAAAGAAGUAUUAUAUAUUUUGGGAGUGGUGAAGAGCAUGAAGGCCCCAUGUUUGCCCAGAUGUGAACUUAUUAUGGGCUGCAUCUUGGCUUGAGCUGGGAAUGUUUCCUCCAACUCCUACCUUCUUCCUGAAAUCCUUUCCCAAUGCAGGGUGGGGGGGGGGGGGAGGGGUGUGGAAUGGAAUAGAAUGGAUAUCUAUCUUUUGGAUAUGAGCAUGGCUAAGACCAAGUUUGUUUUAAAUUCUGAAAUUGCUGAAUUUUUCCCAACGUACUUCUGCAGAAUUCACCCUUCUAGUUGUCAUUGUGAUAGCAAAGCUUACUGUCUCUGAUCCUUCUAUGUAGAAUAGAAUCUAAACAUCCCCAAAACUUUUUUUUAAAAAAGUGAAGGAACAGAGACUCUAGCCAAAUUCCUGGCUACCUCGGUACUCGAAACAAGCCACUUAAUGGUGUAUGGAAGAAUAAAGAGAAGCUACCCUUAACAGCUUGUAGAUAUAAUUGUUAACUGUAAGUAUUCUGGUGUACAUUUAAAAAAUGUCAGUUCCUUUUUUGUUUUUAACCCCAAUAAGGGGUAAAAAUUGCUCUUUUGGCAGAGCAGGAAGGCUGAGUUUGAAUGUGUCCCUAUUCACUUAAACUGGCUCUGACCACACCCCAUGCCAACCUCUGUCAAGGGAUUUAUUUUCUCGGAGAUGGUUAGAAUGCAGAUGACUUACUAAAUUUACUUGAAAGAAAACACUGCAGAAUUAACCCAGGGGUUGAGUGGCUUCCGGAGUGACCUUUUUUAAUGUUGUUUUCUCACUUUGUUAACUUAUUUGAAGUCUUGCCCCAUUCCAAAGAGGUUUUGUUUAUUAAGGAUGAUCAUCUAAUUUUUUCUCACAUUCCACAACCAAUGGGCCUCUUUGGUCCUCGUAACACUCUCUCCACCCAUUCACCCCUAGCAGAAUCUCACAUCACAAUUCACUACAUGUCUGGUCUUUGGUCACUUUUUUGUAUGAGAGUUUCAUGAAACAUUAGCACAUAUCUUGCAUAGUUGUCAUAGGAGAUUAUUUUCCAAAUAUAUCUCAUUCUCUCUCAAAGGUGCCAGCCUCCUUAUGCCUGUAAGGCACCCAAACACCAGGCUAUGUUUUCUGCUUUGAGUUUGUUUUGCCAGUUUUUCUCCUCUGAACUUGUCUAACCCUGUUUGUCGGUAAAAUGAUCAAUGCCCUACAAGAUUUAAUCUUGUAGCUGAAUGACUUGAGCAAGAGUAAUCAUUGGCCCAUUGUUAGUGUGGACAUGAAAUGGAUUUAGCACAUUAUCUCCUGAUAUAUGGAGACAUGAAGUUGUGUACUAAGUACUCUGGGUCUCUUUGUAUCCUGUAGUCCUAAUUGUGCAAAAAGAAAUUGGGGUUCACAUUGUCACUCAACUUUUUUUGAAUCUGUAAAUGUUCUGUUUUAAGUGAUUUGUUUGAUAUCAGUGCUGUAAGGGUGAGUUUCUGUAACAUUGAUAAACCAGUAUAAAACAGAAAAUCUGAAGGUG